AUGUCUAAAGACGAUAAAGCAAGCGCUGCAGCUGCACAGCUCUUGAUUGAUGACGAACCUGAUGACUGGGACAAGAGAAUCUUCAGCACCGGCUGCGCAGAUGAAAACACCAAAUUGACCGAUUGCUACUACGAGAAGAAGGACUGGCGCGCGUGCAAGCAGGAGAUGGAGACGUUCCGACAGUGCUGGCAGAGACAUGGCAAUGAUAAGCGGACAGACUCGAAGAAUGUUUAA
Molecule: messenger RNA, 234 nt
Organism: Parastagonospora nodorum SN15
Lineage: Eukaryota; Fungi; Ascomycota; Dothideomycetes; Pleosporales; Phaeosphaeriaceae
Exons: 4
Coding region: 1-234 (77 amino acids)
Biological process (GO): mitochondrial respiratory chain complex IV assembly
Cellular component (GO): mitochondrial intermembrane space
Source: RefSeq, a predicted model, not a curated record